Messenger RNA from Penicillium coprophilum, 1518 nucleotides. Its product is annotated as Histidine phosphatase superfamily clade-2. Gene Ontology annotation, biological process: dephosphorylation. Bases 1 to 1518 code for a protein of 505 amino acids. The record is from RefSeq and is a predicted model, not a curated record. NCBI's taxonomy places the organism in Eukaryota, Fungi, Ascomycota, Eurotiomycetes, Eurotiales, Aspergillaceae. The transcript is spliced from 4 exons. Gene Ontology annotation, molecular function: phosphatase activity.
AUGGCUGGCACUCAGGUUGGCUCGACGACGCCACGUGCACCGAUUAACAGGUCGCGAAUGGCGCGACUACGGUGGAGCUUCAUCUUGUUUCUCGUCUUGGGUUUAUUGGCAGUUAGUUCGGAAAUCUAUAUUUUGGAAGGUCUCCGACAGACCUGGUUUUUCUCCCUCAAGCCUAUCUCCGUCAUGCGCGGCCUCGUCUUGCUUUCCGUGGCGACCUCAGUGCUGGGUCAAACCCCUGUGGACUCCUUCUAUCCCCCAACGCUGAAUGAUACAUCAUAUAUCAACAACAGCUCAAUUGGGACACAUGGUGGUAUCUAUGAAGCUCCAACCAAUGGUCCGACCGGUGGCAAUCCCUAUGGUACCUACGACUACUGCUCCAUGCCGCAUCCUCGCUCGGAAGAAUAUCAGCUCCCUGAAGCUCUAGCCAACGGCUCAACCAAGGGAAAGCUUGUGUACCUAGAGUAUCUCCAGCGUCAUCAGCGACGAACUCCGUAUAACAUUCUCCCGGGUGGUGAGAAUCAAGCAUAUCACUGCGAUAAUGUGCGCCCUUAUCUCUACGCCGGCCCCAAUAGCGCAAAUGGCAUUCAGCCUAUGCCAAUUACCCCCCAGAUCACCAUUGGAGGAGUCGAGGACGGGUAUCAGCACGGCAAGGACCUGUGGAGCGUCUACGGCAAGAAGCUUGGCUUGAUUCCCAAGAAGCCAAACAACCGCGUCUGGUUCCGCUCCAGCGAGUCCGCUCUCACACAGGCCUCUGCUGGCACGGUCCUGCGCGGCAUGUGGCCUCACCACAAGGAAGCUCUACCCCUGCACCAGAUGGUUUCUUCUGUCAAUACUGUCAAUGCAGGAUACUCUUGUCCUGCUGUCGGCUCUAUUCUAUCGAGCAUAAAGUCUUCCACGCAGUGGAAAGAACAUUUGGCUGUCACCGAAGAGCUGCGCUCGAAGCUGGGCGUUAUGCUGGGUGCGACAGACAAUUCGUGGCAAAAUACCUUUGAUCACUUUUCAGAUAACUUCCAAGGUCGUCUAUGUAACGGCUAUAGGUUACCCUGUAGUCUGUCGAAUCCCUCGGCCUGUGUUACGAUGCAGAUGGCUGAGGAGGUCUUCCGUGCUGGUGAUUGGGAGUGGAAUUGCUACUGGCGCUCGAACCCGGAAGUAGUCAAAUAUAUCCAGGUUGUCGAGGGCUUGUUUAUUGGUGAGAUUAUCUCGCGUCUGCAAGCUGUCCUGGACGGAAAUUCUUCCCUUGAUUACAGCCACAUCUUUAUUCAUGAUGGGGAUAUCGGUCCUAUCCUUGGUUCUCUGGGAAUUGAGGCACUGCGCUGGCCCGGUAUGGCAUCAAAUGUUGCUUUUGAAGUUUGGGAAACGGGAGAUAAGAAACAUGGCAAGUCCUUCUACGCCCGGGUCUUGUAUAGUGGUCAUCCCGUUCGAAGCAUCCACGGUCUUCUUGACUGGGUCCCUCUCUCAAAACUGAUUGAUAUCAUGCGCCCCUAUGUCCCUGAGGAUAUAAUCUCUCUUUGUGGCUAA